AAUAAAUUAACUAGUAAAGCAUACUCUGACAAGAACAAACAUCAAAAUCCCACUAUACAUUCCUUAAAAAACACUUUUUUUCUCCCCUCAAUUCUUUCUUUUGUCCAUUAAGGUAUUGGAAUCCAGCAAAAUCUCAUGAUUCUUUGAUUCUUUAUAUGUUUAUGGUGCUCAUAAGUCAUAGUUUCCAGUAGUAUAUGGCCAAGUCCAACUGUUUCAGCUUCACUGCAUCAAGAAGCUGGUUCCUCAAAUACUCUUUUUCAAACUCAGGUUUAAAAUCUUCCACCACAGAUUUAGGCAAUAAUACUAUAAUCCACUGCUGGAUACCCAAAACCCAUAAAGAAAAAACGCCCUCUUUGGUCCUCAUACAUGGAAUUGGAGCAAAUGCUAUGUGGCAAUGGAGUGAGUUCAUCAAACCCUUAUCAUCAAGAUUCAAUCUUUAUGUCCCUGACUUGUUGUUUUUUGGUGAAUCUUACACUUCUAGGCCAGAAAGAACUGAAUCUUUUCAGGCUGAGUGUGUUAUGAGGACUAUGGAGGGUUAUGGGGUUAAGAAAAUGGAUGUUGUAGGGUUGAGUUAUGGUGGUUUUGUGGGGUAUAGUAUGGCUGUUCAGUUUCCUGAGGUAGUGGAGAAACUGGUUCUUGUGUGUUGUGGUGUUUGUUUUGAGGAAAAAGAUAUGGAGAAUGGGAUGUUUCAAGUGAAGAGUGUUGAUGAGGCUGUUGCAGUUUUGUUGCCACAGAGUCCUGAGAAGUUGAAAGAGUUGGUGAAAUUGUCUUUUUAUAAGCCUAUCAAGAAUCUUCCUUCUUGUUUCCUCAAUGAUUUUAUUGAUGUGAUGUGCACAGUCAAUCAUCAAGAAAGAAAGGAGUUGAUCGAAACAUUACACUAUAACAGAAAGCUCUCUGAUCUUCCUAAGAUUACUCAGCCUACGUUGAUAAUAUGGGGAGAAUAUGAUCAGAUAUUCCCACUAGAAUUGGCUCACAGAUUAAAAAGGCAUUUAAGUGAGAACACGGAACUUGUUAUAAUAAAGGAUGCAGGACAUGCAAUUAACAUGGAAAAACCGAAGGAGCUUUUCAAACACUUGAAGUCAUUCCUUCUUGAUUCGCGCCCUCAUACUAAACACGACAGUAAUGGCAACAGCCACAAGCUGGAUUAAAACGCGUGAAGACGACAUUACAUUGGAGGACUUUCCUGGUAAUUUGGCUGAAUCUCUUGGUUAUCUACCUUCAUUGCAUUUAUUUGUCACUUGGUUCUUGCAAUCUCUCGGUGCCUAUUCAUGAGUACCUGCACAGAGUAUUUGUUCUUUGAAGGUAGUUCCCUGAACUGAACAAUACGAUCCUGGAUAUUCUCCUUUCCAUCACUAACUUAUUUAGGCUCAGAGUUUCAAGUUGCAAGGUCCUCUUCCUGAGUCGAUUCAAAACCUUAUGAACCUAACGCGACUUGAUCUUAAGUUACAUUUACGAAACCCCAAUCAUGGGUAGAGGACUCUGCAGUCGGUUAAAACUCAGUCUAAAUAACUUAGUGAUGGAAGGGAGAAUAUCCAGGAUGGUAUUGUUCCGUUCAGGGAGUAACCUUUAAUGAACGAAUACUCUGUGUGGGUGAGAUUCGAAAGAGAUUCAAGAAUAGAUCAUGAGAGAUUGGAAGAAUCAAGCGAGAAAUAAUGCAAUGAAGUUAGAUAGCCAAGAGAUCCAGGCAAAUGACCAGAAAAAAUCAUUCUAGUGAACAUACUUAUUUCCUUCUAGACCUAUUUAGUAGGCAUUUGGCUAUAGAA
Solanum stenotomum is the source of this 1763-nucleotide messenger RNA. RefSeq lists its product as uncharacterized. Gene Ontology annotation, molecular function: catalytic activity. The record is from RefSeq and is a predicted model, not a curated record. NCBI's taxonomy places the organism in Eukaryota, Viridiplantae, Streptophyta, Magnoliopsida, Solanales, Solanaceae. The transcript has 4 exons. The coding region runs from base 195 to 1148 and encodes 317 amino acids.